Molecule: messenger RNA, 1178 nt
Organism: Daldinia decipiens
Lineage: Eukaryota; Fungi; Ascomycota; Sordariomycetes; Xylariales; Hypoxylaceae
Exons: 3
Coding region: 431-790 (119 amino acids)
Source: RefSeq, a predicted model, not a curated record
UUUUUUUUUUUGUGUGUGUGUUUGUCUACAUAAGUUAGUUGCAUACCUACCUACCUAAGGUAACCAAUCUAUUUUUCCCACUUACAGCCCACUGCUCAAUUGAGAAGCAUCAGAUCAUUCACAUCGAUUCAAUCCCGUCUUCGUCCGUCCCAUCCCUGCAUAGCGCCGUUUCGAACUUGGAAUCCACCACACCAUUACUACUAUUACCACUUUACUACUCACGACUUUAUCAUUCUAUUACCCAACUGCUCUGCCACUAAUACUCUACUCUGCCACUACUCCUAGACGAACACUACUUUUCAAUCAGCAUUUACAGUUAAAUCUGUCAUAAAAACCUGCCUGUCGUAACCAACCCACCACAAAGAAAAAUCAAUAUUUAUUUAUUUAGUAUAUACAUACCUACAUACCCAAGGUAGACCUCGCAGAAACAAUGCCUACUUCGUUAGAUUCAUCGCGCCCUAUCAUGGCGCCUUCUACAAUCGGCUCUCCCCGCGCAUCUAUGCGUUACAGCACAUAUAGCACAGCGCCGUCAUUGACGGCAACAGUACGAACGACCGAUUCGGCACACGCUGAGAUUCGCGAGAUCGAAACCGGGCUCGCGCGCAUGGAAAAUAGGGCUCUGUCAAGCCAGCGUGUCGUCCUAUCUGAAGAGAAGUCGGCCAACCUUAACAAGCUCGCCCUCGGUGCUAAGCUCGACCGUGCGCUUGAGCGUCGUAUGACUAGUCAAGACGCCGUCAUGAGGCCAAGGAACCGAAGCGUCCGUGAGAAGGAUCCGGAAAAGCAACAUUAAGGCUACUGUAAAUCGGGAAGGAAACGAAACAACCCGAAAUGAGAAGCAAGUAAUUAAACAACAUUGGAGGAUGAUACCAGGCGAGCGACAGCUACAGCUCUAAAACAUUUCCUGUUUUUUUUUUCUUUAAUGUUGACGUUUUAUCUCAUUGUUGGUCGGUCUCAAGGAUAAAUUCGGGGGGCCGAUAUAUCAUUUUUAUUCAAAUCUUUGCCUACGAGUCCGGACACGCAGGCUGAUCCAGUAUCUGGCCUAAGAAGAAUGGAGGUUGCGACAGGAUUACGUCCUUUCACAGUUCCAAGUCAGCCUACCAGUUGUCUAUGACGGAUACGAUAGACGAGGCGUAUCUAGGAGGUUCGGCUGGAACUCGAUAUUAAAAGGCAAUAUCAGA